UAAAGUCGGUAAAUUGAAACAGCUGUUCAUUGUAAACAACGUGUUAUGAAACAAAAUCCUCAAAACCCCGUUAGUUUUGCAUGGGAAGUUUACGAUUUAAAUUACACAACUCAACAUAAAACUUUGAAACUAAACAACCAUGUUCCGGCGGAUAGUGAAGUUCGCGACGCCCGGGGUAGCCAUCGUCUCGGCAGGAUUGUUCCCCUUCGCGCCCAACGAGCACGACCAGGUGGACCACGAAUCGAUGCAGAAAAUGUACGCCGAUGCUCCGGGAGAUCGGCAAACCGGCAAGGAGCGACUGUACCUCAUGUUCAGCGUUGAUGAAUUUGGUCGCGUGUCCAACGAGAUUAACUCAAUUUAUCAGGCCGGAUUUCUUGGGUUUUUGGUGGGAGCAUGUUACGGCGGUUUCAUCAGCUCUCGGGUGGCAUACAUGAACUUUAUGGAGCGCAAUCAGGCCACGGCGUUCAAGAGUAGCUUUGAGGCGAAGCGAAAAUUGCAAGACCAAGUAACAUUAACGUUUGCCAAAGGUGCCUUCAAGUGGGGCUGGCGGUUGGCACUGUUCACCACGAGUUACAUUGGUAUCCAAACCGUCAUCUCGGUGUACCGCGGCAAGUCGUCCAUCUACGAGUACCUGGUGGCGGGCGGGGUCACCGGGGCGAUGUACAAGUUCAACAUGGGCCUGCGUGGCAUGACGAGCGGUGGCCUGGUGGGGCUAUCCUUUGGCGGCAUCGCCGGACUGCUCUCGCUGGCCAUACUGCGCGCCACCGGUACGACCAUGGAGGAGGUGCGCUUUUGGCAGUACAAGUGGCAGGACAACCGGGACCAGGCGAUUCGGGACUCGAUUGCGAAGCAGAGCGCGGGCGAGGCGGACCCGCUGCUGGAGGGACACCACGAGAAGUUUGGCACGGCCAACUUGGACCUGGACAAGGUGAGUGCGGGAAGUGAGGAGACGACUAAGGAGGUGGAGGUGAAGGUGGCGGCGGUUGUAAGUAAACCGGAAGAACCGGCGAAAAACUAGACAGUAGGUUGAAAAGUUUAAAAGAA
Molecule: messenger RNA, 1044 nt
Organism: Culex pipiens pallens (northern house mosquito)
Lineage: Eukaryota; Metazoa; Arthropoda; Insecta; Diptera; Culicidae
Gene: 140up
Product: RPII140-upstream gene protein
Exons: 4
Coding region: 140-1018 (292 amino acids)
Cellular component (GO): mitochondrion
Source: RefSeq, a predicted model, not a curated record